UAUCCUCUGCUCCGCUGCAUAUUGUGACGCCAAAUUUUGUCCCACUCCCACAUCCAGCACUGCAUUUGUCGCUCACAUGUGUCGGUUGUGCUGUUAGCAUAUUUUAUCGCUAUUUAUUCCAAUUAUUUAUUAAAACCUGCGCAAAAAUGAUUGUUUCAACAAAUAAAAGCAAUCCAAAUGCCCUGAAAUUGAUAAUUGCAGGAGAAAUAAGUGGAAAUCCUGUUGAACUCAGAAUAGUCACGGCGUCCGAUAGUCCUCUGGGACGUUUACCCACGCUAGAAUUGCCCAAUGGCAUAACCUUGAUAAGUUCCACCGCAGCACUACAGUAUCUAGUACCAGGGGAUGAACAACAGAAUAUUUUCGUCAAUAAAUGGCUGGAGUGGGAUUCCACUCAACUACAGCCGGCAGUUGUCUCCUAUGGGAGUUCAGGCUCACUGGACACCUCCCACAAGCCUCGAAUUUGGUCACUGCUUACCCAGUUAAACGCCUCUCUAAAAGCUCAGAAGUACUUAAUAACCGACACCCCAAGUGUCGUGGACAUCGCCAUUUUCUCGACACUGUGGUGCACGAUAUUCAUGCCGGAAAUUUCAAAAGAGCUGUCCAAUGAGUUCCUUUACGUGAAUCGAUGGCUGCAAGAUCUGGAGAUUUUUCCACCAGUUAAAAAAUCCCUCGCAAACCUCGCAAAGCUAGACCUCGAGAGAGGCUUCAAGUCUAUCUCAAGCCUGCAGUCGUCCGCGUGGUACCCAAUGAAUUCCUACACAGGCGUCCGCACUCAAAAGUCCUCCCAAGAAGUGGUGACUCCAUCGUCCCCAGCAAAGGAACCAGAAGUCAUAACCGAAAAAGAGCUCGAGACCUCGAGAAAUAACUGGUCACGUCCGAAGCACCCUUCGAUAAAGGCUCCCACGUAUCCAGUCCUUCCAAAGAAAAAUCAGCGCAAUAUUUUAAUCACCUCAGCCCUUCCGUACGUCAACAACGUUCCGCACCUCGGUAAUAUUAUCGGGUGCGUUCUGUCAGCCGACGUUUUCGCACGUUAUGCCCGCCAGCGUGACUACAAUACCCUGUACAUAAGCGGAACGGACGAAUACGGAACUGCAACCGAAGCCAAAGCCCUUGAAGAAAAUAUGGCGCCCCAAGAAAUUUGCGAUAAAUACUUUGGGAUUCACAACGAUAUCUACCGCUGGUUCAACAUCGGUUUCGAUUACUUCGGGAGGACAACAACUCCGGAACAAACGGAGAUCGUUCAGGAGGCCUUCCUCCGUAUAAAGUCUCAAGGGUACAUCAUAACUGAGAGCGUUGACCAGUUGCUGUGCGAAAGGUGCAAUCGUUUUCUUGCUGAUAGGUUUGUCGAGGGCACAUGUCCAAGGUGUAAAUAUCAAGACGCAAGAGGCGACCAGUGCGACGGCUGUGGUCAUCUUGUUAACGCCACUGAACUGAUAAACCCGAGAUGUAAAGUCUGUUUGCAAACACCGGUGAUAAAGGCGUCAAAUCAAUUCUUCCUAGAUCUUCCCAAGAUUCAGCCCAAGCUCAAAGAAUGGGCGUCUAAAGCCGAGAAGUCUUGGUCUAAUGUAGCCAGAGCUGUGACCCGACCUUGGUUGAGGGACGGACUUAAGCAGAGGUGUAUAACGAGAGACUUGAAAUGGGGUAUUCCCGUUCCUCUGGAGGGAUUCAGGGACAAAGUUUUCUACGUUUGGUUUGAUGCACCCCUGGGAUAUAUCAGUAUCACGAAGAGGUACACACAAGAGUACGAGAAAUGGUGGAGACCCAGUGAAGACGCCAAAGUCGAUCUCUACCAGUUCAUGGCGAAAGACAAUGUUCCCUUCCAUGCUAUUAUGUUCCCUGCAACUUUACUCGCUGCCGAUCAGGGUCACACAUUAGUCAAGCAUAUCAUGGCAACCGAAUAUCUUAACUACGAAGACACAAAGUUCUCCAAGUCCAGGGGAAUCGGAGUCUUCGGAACUGACGCCCGAGAAACCGGAAUUCCUGCUGACGUCUGGAGAUUCUACUUAACGUACAUCCGUCCUGAGAGCCAAGAUUCAAAUUUCAACUGGGUGGAUCUUGCCACGAAGAACAACUCUGAGCUACUCAAUAAUUUUGGCAAUUUUGUCAAUCGAGCCUUGACAUUCGCGGUGAAGAAUUUCAAAGGUGUUGUUCCAGAGAUGGAACUUAGGAAUGACGAUCUUCAGCUUCUGGUGCUUGUGCAGCGAGAGUUGAGUCAGUACAUUAUGGCUAUGGAGCAAGCUAAAUUCAGAGACGGUGUGCGGCAUCUGCUGGCUAUAUCCAAGCAUGGUAAUCAGUAUAUGCAGUCUCAGCAGCCCUGGGUAUUGAUUAAAGGAAAUGAAGAGAGCCAAGUAAAAGCCGCAGGAACGGUUAUCGGUGUUUGUUGUAACAUCAGCUGUCUUCUGUCUGCUCUCUUGGGGCCGUUCAUGCCAGAGACAUCGCGCCAGCUGAGAAAACAAUUGGGACUUGAUGGAAGCACCUAUGGCUAUAUUCCCGAUACUGUUUCCGUUCUACUGCCUCCAGGACACAAGUUGGGGGAGGCGACACCGUUAUUCAGUAAGAUUGAGGAUUCGGUAGUGGAGGAGUUGAGGAAAAAAUAUGCAGGCAAGCAGGACAAUGGGCGCAAGGCGUUUAAGGCUGGUGAGACUGUUGCUGAGCUGCGGGCGCAAAUUGCUGCCCAAGGGGCGAAAGUCAAGGAGCUCAAGGCCAAGACGGACAACAGCGUCUGGCAGCCAGAAGUACAGAUUCUACUGCAGUUAAAGAUUAAAUUGGCGACACUGAACGAGGGAUCUGAUGGGACUGUCAAUACAGCAACUAUUGGGGUGGUAAAAGCAGAGAAUGGACCUGUUCAGAAUGGCAAAACUGAAUGUGAUGCUGUCGCUGCUUUGGAAGCUGCUAUUGCUAGACAGGCCCUUUUCGUACGAGAUCUCAAAGCUAGCGCGGACAAGAGUGUGUGGCAACCCGAAGUCAACACUCUUCUAAAAUUGAAAAAGGAGUUGAGCGAUGCUACUGGUGUGAUAACACCGAAUCCGGGUGACAAGAAGUCAAAGAAGAAGAAGUAGAUUAAAUUAUUAUUCAGCUGACCUUGGCAAAAUGCAUCACCAGAUGGCUUCACGCGUUCCAGUGUGAAAAUCACAUAAACCAUAAAUAAUCGAUAAUUAGUUUUUCAAGUGAAUAUAUGAAUUCUCAAAAUACUGUUAAAGCAUUUGUACCCUCUUCACAGUAUUCAAUAAGCCAUGCACUGAAUAUAAAAUAAUGUUAUUUAUUCUGUAUUGACACAGGAAAUAUUAAAGAAAAGACAUUGACAUACUCGCA
This is a messenger RNA of Diachasmimorpha longicaudata, 3312 nucleotides long. RefSeq names its product methionine--tRNA ligase, cytoplasmic (gene MetRS). NCBI's taxonomy places the organism in Eukaryota, Metazoa, Arthropoda, Insecta, Hymenoptera, Braconidae. The coding region runs from base 147 to 3059 and encodes 970 amino acids. The transcript has 4 exons. Gene Ontology annotation, cellular component: cytosol; aminoacyl-tRNA synthetase multienzyme complex. The record is from RefSeq and is a predicted model, not a curated record. Gene Ontology annotation, molecular function: methionine-tRNA ligase activity; ATP binding. Gene Ontology annotation, biological process: methionyl-tRNA aminoacylation.